GUCCUGAGACAGCGUGUGUAGCAACAUUUUUCUUACUAAACAUGAAAAAUAUGUUUUUUUAAAACACUGUGUUGUUUUUCUCUCGAGCUGCUGUCCGGACAAAACUACAAAAUGAAGUUAAAGGCUAAACCUCUGUCUCACAAAUCAGAAAACACCUACCGGUUUCUCACAUUUUCGGAAAGACUUGCAAAUGUGAACAUCGAUGUGAUCCAUCGGAUCGAUCGAACAGGGAGUUACGCUGAGGAGGUAGACACCUACUUUUUUGAAGGAUGUAUAAAAUGGAGAGACCUGAACCUGACAGAUCACUUUACUGCCUUUUCAAGGGAGGUUUUUCACAAAAGUCAGUCCUAUCACAUGUUGGUGUUCCACCAGAAUGCCAUAGUGGAGAGUCUGAAGACUCAUCUGUCAGUAAAGAACAGCCUGGCCUUCCAACCGCUCUUAGAUCUUGUUGUCCAGUUUGCUCGUGACCUCCAGACAGACUUUUACCCUCACUUUCCUGACUUCUUCAUCAUCAUUACCUCAUUGCUUGAGACACAGGAUACUGAGGUGCUGGAGUGGGCCUUUACCUGCCUCUCCUAUCUCUAUAAGUAUUUAUGGAGAUUGAUGGUGAAGGAUAUGGACAAGAUAUACAGUCUUUACAGCAAGCUUCUGGCACACAAGAAAGAGCACAUCCGUAACUUUGCAGCGGAGAGUUUUUCCUUUUUGAUGAGAAAGGUUGCAGAUUUUGACAGCUUGUUUACACUGAUGUUUGCGGAUCUGGAGAAGUAUCCUCAGAAGGCUGAGGGAGUCGGGCAGCUCAUCUUUGAGAUGUGCAGAGGAGUCUGCAAUAUGUUCCACUCUUGCACCAAUAAAGCUUUGCCAGUGGCUCUGCAGAAACUUGGUCCCUCUGGGGAAGGAGAUAUUGCUCUGCCGUGGGAUUCCAUCAAAGAAGCCCUUGAUCACAUGGCCGAAUCUUCAGCCAAUUAUGUUGCAAAGGAAAACUUCUUGGUUUUUUGGGAUUCGUUACAGGCUUGCAUCAAAUACUUGCUCCUGAAGCUGGAGGCAGGGGAUUCUAAACAGACCAGCCAGCACAUUGAAAGGGUCUUGUUUAUUUACCACACACUGGUAGAGUACAGAAAAGGAGCCAAGAUCACCAAUCCACAGUCUGUCUGUGAGUUACUUCUCCAGCUGGUCAGUACUAGAGGGCUGUCCUACACCUGCUGCAGUUUACUGCUUCAAGUGAUCUCAUCGUUUCUGCUUGCGGAGAACCUGUCCCUACCAGCAAAUAUGAUCCAGGAGCUGGUGAAAAAGGUCUUUACUAGUGGGAUGGAUCGAGAUCUUAUUUUGUCAUUCGCCAAAGAGAUGUUCAGUAUGGAGCAGUUUGAGCAGCUGUUUCUGCCCAGUAUGCUGCAGUUUGUGGAGCAGCUGUUCUCCAGUGAUGAUUCUGUGAGCAGACUGUUGACUCUGGAGUUGCUUGUCAGGCUGAUCCUGGGUAAAGCCCAGCCUCCUACUGACGGCUCAAUGGCAUUUGAGAAAUACCCACUGGUCUUCACUGGGCAGUCUGGAGGAUUAUACGGGGUGGACAAGGCACACGCGGUAUCGGUUCCUCAGCUCAUCCUCUCCCUCAUAACCGUUCCAGAGGAACAGCUACUAUCCGAUCUCUCUCAAAUUUGGGCCGCCCUGGUGCUUCUUCCUCAUCUCAGACCCCUGGAGGCAGCAAGCGUGAUUCCUCCUCUAACUGCCCUAUUGAAUCGACUGUUACAUGAGGUGCACAGUGAAAAACUUGGGAAAGGAGGGCUUUUUGUGGCACGACAGGCCCUAACCACAUUGCUGAGCUUCAAGGAAACAGCAUUGGUCUUGUCUCUGCUCCCAGAUGAGCUUGUCCGUUGCAUCAUACAGAAGUUUCCCACUGAUCUUUCUGCACUGCUACUGGCUGACCUGUACUACACCAGACUGUCCCUCAACGGCUGCUCCGCACAGUUAUCUCACAACUCCUUACUGGAGCUAUAUCAGAUGUUGCAAUCCAAUUUUUCUUCCAACAUCUCAAAGAUUCGUCUUCUGACAUUGAGAAUUAUGUCCCACUUCGAGGCGGAUCUUCCAAAAACAGCGGAGGGGGAGGAAAGCUCCAACACGCAGACAGUGUUUGCCAUCUGCCUGCAGGCCGAGCAGGUACCAGCUACAGUGCAGGAUUACAGAGAGAAGCUGCUGCACUUGCGCAAACUGCGCCAUGACCUGGUGCAGCCCUGCCUCCCCAAAGGCCCUUUCCACCAGGUUCCACUGAGGUACCUCAUUGCAAUGCUGUUCGUUAAUUUCAGACCUUUGUGGGACGCUGUUAUUGACCUCCUUGCGUCACAUGCCAGAGAUAUGGACAACAAGGAGUUUUGGAUUGUUUACUAUGAACAUUUGGAGAUGGUCGCUGGUCUUGCAGAGAGAGAACUUCAGCAGGAUGAGGAAGUUGAUGAAGUCAGUGAUGAGGAUGAAGGAUCAGGGUCAAGGCUGGGUCCAGAGGCAGAUGUGAUCAACAGCGGGGAUGUUGGUGUCCUGUUUCUUGAGCAGUUGGAGCAAGCAGACAGUGUCGAUGAUCGCACCGAUUUCACUAACUUUCGUAGUUUGUUGUGGAGGGCCAUGAGCCAGUUUCCUGACAGGGUGGAACCACGGAGCCGAGAACUCAGCCCGCUGCUGCUGCGCUUCCUCAGAAAUGAGUUCCAUCCAGCUGACCUGCUAGUGGCCCCAGUUCAGAAUCUUUCGAAGAGGAACGACUCUUCCACACAAUUCAUGGUUGAGACUGAAAAGGAGGAUGUGAGGAUGAGAGAGGGAGAGGAGGAAGAAGAAGAAGACGUGGAGGAAGAGUCCCAACAAGCUGGAAGAAAAAUGCCAAGGAGAGCUGCAGCCAAGCAACUCAUUGCUCAUCUUAAAGUCUUUUCCAAGUUUACUAAUCCCAAAGCUUUAUACUUGGAGCCUGAAGUACGGGAGCUGUAUGCUCAGCUCCUGUGCCAUAAGGACCAGCAAAUUCAGAGGGCAGCACUGGACUGUUUGAUGACCUACAAAGACCCAAACAUUCUUCCUUACAAAGAGAAUCUGGAGAGACUGCUGGACGACAAGCAUUUCAAAGAUGAAAUUGUUCACUUCAACAUCUCCGAGGAGGGAAAAGCAGUGCUGGAUAUGCACCGCCCUCAACUUAUCCCUGUGCUCAUGAGGGUCCUGUAUGGAAGGAUGCGCACCAAAAUUGGUAACAAGUUCCAGGGCAAAGCUGCCACUGCAUCACGUUCCUCCAUAGUGCUGCGUUUCCUGGCAGGUUGCCAGCCAGAUGAGCUAGCGAUGUUCAUUGACUUGCUGCUGGAACCCGUGUGCCAUCACAGCCAAGGAACAUGUCUGGCUGCAGUAGAGAGGGCUCUGGCUGAGACUGACUCCUCCUCAGUCCUCCCUCUGGGUCGACAGCACGGGAUGCUCAACAUUAUAGACGUCGUGCUGCACAAACUGGGCCACCUCAUACAAACAUACCUACCCAAGCUCCUACAGAUCCUGCUGUGUGUCACUGCCUCUGUGUCUUUGCUGCUGGACCGCAGAGUGCAGUUGAAACCUGGUUGUAUCGGGCCGCUAAAGAACCUGAGACGACUGGGUCUUCUUCGCAUCCAGGACUUCUUUGACAAGUUUGAGUCAUACAACUUCACAGCUGAUGAACUUGAUGCCGUGUUCCAUGCUAUCGUCUGGCCUCAGGUGUGUCGUUUGCCCUCAGAGAGCUCAUAUGCUCCCACGCCACUCCUUAAACUCAUCCAUGUCUGGAGCAUGAAUUCUAGGUAUUUCCCACUGCUGGCUAAACAGAGACCGGACCACCCAGAGUGUGACAUCCUGUUCAAUGUCUUAGCGCUGCUAUUGUCUAAAAACGUCUCUCCUAAAACAGUGUCCAUGGUAAUGGACAUCUGCGAGAAUUUACUGAGCAUACCAGACUUCACACCCUCUGAGAUGGAGACAGAGGGAGAGGGAGAGAUGGAGACAGAGCUGAGCAUCAAUGGUUGUGUCAUUCCUGAGCCAGCUCCUGGUUCAGAUGACACCACAGAGCCAUUGACUGUAGGUUCGAGGCUGCUCUUACCUCACAUCCCUGCUGUGCUUCAGUACCUCGGUGCAGUUGUGCGCAACUCCGAUCGCCUCAAGAAGAAGAAGUUCAGAGCACAAGUUAGCAAGGAGCUUAACAUCCUCUCCAAGAUCAGUAGAUUUGUCACUGACAAGGAACAGAGCUCAACACUUAUCCGUCUGCUGCUCCCGUACCUCCACAAACCUAAGAUUGCUGAGGAGACAGAGCUGGACAUUCUGAGCACAGUGCAGAACCUGUUGAAACAGUGUUCAGAGCACAGUGUGUUCCUGAAGCCUCUUAGUAAACUCUUUUCCAUCGUACGCAACAAGCCAUGCCGUAAAGUCCUGUGUGAGAUCUUCAAGACUCUGUGUGACCUGGAUAACGAACUGGAGUACAUAGUUGACGUUGCAGUACAGCUUAAUGCUUUCGACAGUCGCCAUCUAGAUGUGAUUCACUUUGAUGUGCGUCUGAUGGCAUUCCAGAAGGCAAUUAAACGCAUCGAAGAGAUGGACACACUAGACAUGAGAUAUCUCAUGGUCAUUAUGCACAACUGCUUUCACUCUUUUGAAAUUGGCGACAUGUCUCUGGCAGACAGUGCCACUUUGUGUCUUUCAGCUAUACUUACACAGCUGGCUGCUUUGGGCUGCCCUGAGCAGGAAUAUAAAGAGAUUGUGCAGUACACUGUGUUGGAUGCCGUGAGGAAAGGGCUGAAGAGCAAAACAGAGAGCGUGAGGAGUGAUUACACUUCAGUCCUGGCCUGUCUGGUGAAAACCUUUCCUAGUCGCUCAGAAUUCCGAGACCUGGUGCAGCUCACAAACUACACAGAUCCUGAGUCAGACUUUUUUGAGAACGUGAAACACAUUCAGGUACAUCGCAGGGGACGAGCACUCAGGAGGUUUGCCAAGCAGCUCACAGAGGGCACAGUGGUGAUGACUUCCCGCUCCAUGCAGAACUACAUCAUGCCCUAUGCCAUGAUUGCACUGUUUGAUGAGAAACUUCUCAAGCAUGAGUCUAUGACUUCCUCAGCAGUUGAAGUUAUUGGAGCGGUGUGUAAGCGCCUCACCUGGUCUAAAUACCUCUACUACCUCAAGCACUUUAUCCAUGUGCUCCAAACAGGAAUUGUUGAGCAGAAGCUGGCAGUAAGUUUGCUGCUGAUUAUUCUGGAAGCCUUUCACUUUGACCAUGAGAGUCUGAGCAAAGAAAUCGAGGCAACCAAGAACAAAAAGGCAGAUGAGCCAACUGUUAUAAAUGAAGAAGCAGAAGAGGAGCAAGCAGAAGUCAUGGAUUCAGAUGAAAGUGAUUUGGAGGAUGGCAUGGAGACCAAUGAUGCUGUUGCUACAGAGACAGAUGGAAUGGACACUGGUGAUGGUGUUGGUGAUGCUGAUUCCACCAAACCCAAAGGAAGCACAGAGGCUAAGCCAAAGAAAGGACCCCCUGUUGUUAGCAGUGGCCUUCCACAGAGUAAAGAGGAACUGGAGGCUCUCAUCUCAUCCAUUCAUCACACUGUCACUCAAAGUAUCUUGCCCAGACUACAUAAAUGCCUAAUAGCUAAGGUGAAGAGAGAUGAUGAGCAUAAAACUGUGAAAUCGAAGGAAGUAAAGGAUGAGGAGGUGGUAAGAGUGCCCAUUGCCUUUGCUAUGAUCCGGCUCAUGCAGACUCUUCCUCAGGAAGUGAUGGAAGCCAACUUGCCUGGGGUACUCCUCAAAGUGUGUGUCCACCUAAAGAGCCGUUUUCAGGAGAUCCGAGAUGUAGCUCGAAGCACUCUGAUCAAGAUCAUUAAGGCCCUUGGACAUCAUUACCUGCAAUAUCUUCUCAAAGAGAUGCAGGGUGUCCUUGUUAAGGGCUACCAGAUCCAUGUAUUGACAUUCACUGUUUACCAUCUGCUCUCAAUCCUGAAACCAUCCUUAAAAGCCGGAGAGCUAGACCCUUGCAUGGACACUCUGAUAGAGAUAUUCAACAAUGAGCUGUUUGGUUCUCUUGCGGAGGAGAAGGGGAUCAGGGGUAUAGUUUCAAAAGUGAUGGAGGCGCGUCACAGCAAGAGCUCAGACUCGUACGAGUUUUUGGCUCAGUUCUGCAGCCAGGAGAGGGUCACACAACUCAUCCUUCCACUCAAAGAGAUUUUGGAGAAGACAGCCAGCCUGAAGGUGUCCCGGCGAGUGCACAGUGUUUUGAGGAGAGUCGUAGCAGGCCUUCUGUUGAACCAGAGCAUGACCCCUGAGUCCAUUCUGCUGCUGAGCCACGGCCUCGUCAGCCAGAGCCUGCCGCUUAUCACCAGCAAGAGCAAACAGAAGGCUGCUCUUCCACCAGACCCCCGACUGCCACCUCCCAGCUGCUUGCUCUUGCCCCCUACCCCAAAGAGAGGUGGAGCAAAGGUGGCCCUCAACCGCCAAACCAACAUGCACAUCCUAGUGGACACUGGACUGAGUCUGCUCCAUGGAAGUUUGAAAAAUUCCAAGGUCAAUUCUUCUAUACCAUCUGUACGGGAGAUGUUGGAUCCAUUUGUCCCUCUUCUGGUGGACUGUCUCAACUCUAUGCAUGUCAAGGUGAUCACGGAGUCUCUGCAGGCCUUCAUCUGGGUCCUAAAGUUUCCUCUUCCUGCAGUGGAGCAAAAUGCAGAGCAACUCACCAAGCAGUUGUUUGUCCUGCUGAAGGACUACGCUAAAGCAGGUGCAGGUCAUGGAGAAAACUUCCAUCUCGUCCAGAACUGCUUCAAGGUCAUCACAGUCCUUGUGAAGUGUGUGAAGAAAAACUGCAUCUCUAAUACACAGUUGCAAGUGCUGCUGGGAUAUGCUGAAGAGGACAUCUAUGAUAAUUCCCGUCAAGCCACUGCAUUCGGCUUGCUCAAGGCGAUCCUUUCCAAGAAGCUGGUGGUACCAGAGAUGGAGGAGGUGAUGAAAAAAGUUGCAAAACUGUCAAUCAAUGGCUCGAAUGAGCAGGUCCGCGUCCGCUGUAGGCAGAUUUAUUUGAAGUAUCUAAUGGAUUAUCCACUUGGGAAAAAGCUGAGAAAUCAUUUUGACUUUAUUGUUGCUCAACUUACAUAUGAGUAUGACACAGGGAGACAGUCUGCCCUCGAGAUGAUGGCCUUCAUUUUCCAAACCUUCCCUCAGCCUCUUCUCUUGGAGCACUGUGGACUUUUCUUUGUGCCUCUUUCUCUGGCUAUGGUCAACGAUGAUUCAGCCCGCUGCAAGAAAAUGGCCUCUCUAGCCAUCAAGUCAUUACUGGAUCAGUUGGACGUGAAGCACCAGAACUCCAUGUUCACAUUGGUCAAUGGUUGGCUGACUGGAGAGAAGGUGGCACUACGAAGAUUGGGUGCUCAGGUCUGUGGGCUUUUUGUCGAAGCAGAAGGUGAAGGGUUUGGCCACAGACUGGAUUCCCUGCUGCCUGUAAUAGAGAGGGAAAUCCACAUUACCAACUUUGAAGAUAUCGAAGAGGAAGAAAACGAGAAGGCUGCAGACAGAUUACUCUUCUACUAUCUCACCCUCAUUACUAAACUUAUCAAACACUGUGGCUUUUUGGAACUCCACAAACCAGCUGACACUCUCUCUAGCAUCUGGGGUCACAUUGAAGCUCACCUGCGUUAUCCUCACUCCUGGGUUUGGCUGACUUCUUCUCAAAUCUUUGGCCUGCUUUUUGGUGCUCAGAAACCAGAAGAGCUGCUAUCUCUGUGGCACUCUGAAAGAAAAGCCCCUCAAAACACCCAGCCUGUGGCCUCCUCUUUCCUCUCAACCAGCCUGGACAAGAGGAUGAGGGAGCUCGUCUUAUCAUUCUGUCACCAGCUGCAGUCCAAGUACCUGGACGUCACUGCUGGAGAGCAGGUAAUCAAGAACCUACUCUUCGUGGCCAAGGUGAUCUAUCUUAUUUCACCAGAGUCUGACAUGUUGGAGGAAAAUGAAAAAGAAGGAGAAAAAGUUGCUGUGGAAAAAACAGAAGAGGAAAACGAAGAUGAGGAUGAGGAGCAGGAUGAUGAAGAGGAGGAGCAGCAUGAAGGGCAGAUUAUAGAGGAGCAAGAUGAGGAGGAUGAGCAGGAGCAGCAAACUAUAGAGGAGCAUGAUGACAAUCGUCCACCGUCCCUGCUCUGGGUGAUUAGGAAGCUCACACUGCUUGCUAAGAGAGAGGCAGCAAACACCCCCAAAGUGCCAAUGAAGAGAACAUGCGUUUUUAAGUUCUUGGGAGCCAUGGCUGUUGAUCUGGGCAAAGAGCGUCUCGGCCCCUACCUGACUACCAUCAUUGCUCCGCUCCACAGAGAACUGGACAGCACAUAUGCAGACCAAGACCCAACACUGAAGAACCUGGCCCAGGAGCUCAUCGAGCUGCUGAAGAAGCUAGUGGGUCUUGAAAAGUUCUCGCUUGCCUUUGCUGCUGUACAGAAGCAGGCCACACAGAGACGAGCCUCACGCAAGAAACACAAGGCCCUGCAGGCUGUGGCCAAUCCUGACAUUGCUGCUAGGAAAAAGAUCAAGAAGCACCAGAAGAAAACCGAGGCAAAGAAAAGAAAAAUUGAAUUUUUACGGCCAGGACACAAAGCAAAGAAAAGCAAACGCACUUCACUCAGAGACCUGGCUAUGGUUCAGUGAAAUCUUUCAUGCUAAAUCUUUUAAUUUUACACAGAUUGCCCUUGGAACUGAGAGAGUGAUUGUAGCUAGUCAUCAUGAUUUCUAGCUGCAAGUGUUACCUGGAUGCUGUUGCAUUAUAUGUAACAACUGUAUUGCUGUGUGGAGUUGCGCAGUUAAAUGUACAAUAUUUUGUUUUUUAUUCAAAGAAAACAUAUUGGAUUCAAACAAGGAUAAGAUCAGCCUUA
Clarias gariepinus (North African catfish) is the source of this 8849-nucleotide messenger RNA. RefSeq names its product UTP20 small subunit processome component (gene utp20). The record is from RefSeq and is a predicted model, not a curated record. Bases 112 to 8625 code for a protein of 2837 amino acids. The transcript has 62 exons. Gene Ontology annotation, cellular component: small-subunit processome; 90S preribosome; nucleolus. Lineage: Eukaryota; Metazoa; Chordata; Actinopteri; Siluriformes; Clariidae.